AUGGCCGCGAUUGUCCCUGAAAGUCACCCUUUGCCUACUACUAGGGCGCCAUACAUCCAACACCCAGUAUUCUGGCUGGAAGAUGGCUCGCUCGUUGUCGAGCUCGAUGGCCAUGGCUUCAAGGUCCACAAGACCCUGUUAACCCGCCAUUCACUGUUGUUUCUUUCGCACUCCAAAUCACCACACUAUCAUAUCGGUGGCGUAGAACACCUGCAAAUAGAUCCCGCAAGACGUGUCUCCGCGCCCGACUUCGUUGUUUUGCUGGAGAGUUUGUACCACGAUGUACUUCUGUCUCCGGAAAUACCUUUCCCUCGUAUUGUAUCUCUGGUUCGCGUGUCUUCUCCCAAUCAGUUGCACUUUCCGCGUUUUCACGAGGCCGCGUUGCGGUACUUUGUGGACCUAUUCCCCAGUGGGCCAAAGCCGUUCGUCCACCCACCGUAUCUUGAGGAGGCUUUGGCUCUUGCCAUCGAAUUUAAUGUUGAAUCGGUCUGGAUGUCUCACGUUCAUAUCCAGCGCCCACUGACUGUCAAUGUUCAGGUGCAAAAGGGUCUCUACUAUAGCCUUGUGACGACGUCCAAUUUUGACAUGGAUGAAGCCGGAGAAAACUUGGACUCCCGCCCGCCUCCGCCUUCUGAUUCGUCUCAGAUAGCAUCCAUCGAUAGAGAGAGCGACCCUGGCGUAGAUUUAGAAACGGCGGCCGCCACACCUAGCACUGGCGACGCCCACAAACCGGGCUUACCCUUACACGAGUCGCAAAAGUGCACGCGCCUCAUGACCCAGUUCAUCGAUUAUUUCUCGCCGUUGCUCUUUACUGCCCCCGCUGCGGCACACAUGGCCUGCACAGACGUGUUUGCUGGAACGUGGAUGAAGCUCGUCAUUCAACCUGCAAUCGAAGACGACGGUGUCUACAAGCCUCUUGAAACCCUUGAACGUUUCAAGAGCGUUGAUUGGGCACAGGCCGGUCUAUGCGGGGCUUGCGUGCUAGACAAACACACGGAGUGGACGGAAGAACAGAAAGCAGUGUGGACUGCAAUGGAUGAAUGGCUCAGAACAGAAUAA
Molecule: messenger RNA, 1059 nt
Organism: Mycena indigotica
Lineage: Eukaryota; Fungi; Basidiomycota; Agaricomycetes; Agaricales; Mycenaceae
Product: BTB domain-containing protein
Exons: 3
Coding region: 1-1059 (352 amino acids)
Molecular function (GO): protein binding
Source: RefSeq, a predicted model, not a curated record